UGCUUUAUCCCCACCGGGACCCGCUAAUUGAAGUCACCUGCCCACCAUCGUCGACCUAUCAACGCUGGACCAAGCCACUUCACGUCCAAUCAUCGACCAAGUCCCAGCUGAUAAGGAACUUCAUUCAUGGCGUCCUCCGCUCUCCAGCCGAGCUCAACAGCACGCAACCACUACCCCUUCUCCUACAUUCGCAGCCUCCUGGCCGGGGUCAGUUUCUUUUAUCAACUUCACCUGUCCUCCCCUUCUCUUAGUCUCUUUUCUAAUCACGUAAUUAAGCUCCUCCUGAAAGGCUUCGCUAACCAGCGCCCAGUACUCCCCGACGGUCGUAAACCUAUAACCCUCCGUAUUCUACAGGACCUCCUCAUUACUCUUCGCUCAAACCACUAUUCACCAUAUCUCAAGGCUCUCCUUUCUAGCGCAUUUCUCCUAGCGUUUUAUGGUUUCCUUCGCCUGGGGGAAUUUACCUCUCCUUCUAAUAACUUCGUCCCCUCUAGAGAUUUGUCUGUCUCUGACCUCAAGUUCCAUCCCGACUUCUACAGCCUGACCCUCAAGCACUCUAAAUCCAAAGGCGCUUGUUCCAUCAUUAUAGCACGUAAUAAUAAGUCUUUCUGCCCCUUUUUAGCUAUGUUUAAAUUCGCUCUCCUUAUAUGCAAGAUUAGCUGCGGCUCUGAAUCCCUCUUUCUCACCCCCGAAGGUAAUCCCAUGACCGCUACCUGGUUCAUUAAACACCUCAGAUUGCUCCUCGCCGCGAACAAUUUUCCCCCCAGUCAGUUUUCCGGCCACUCCUUUAGAAUCGGGGCGGCCACAUCUGCAGCCAUUCAGGGAAUCCCCUCGGCGUCCCUUCAGCAGCUUGGUCGCUGGUCUUCAUCAGCAUACUCGUCGUACAUACGCCCGGACCUCUCAUCGAUGCUUGCAGCACAACGCUCCCUCAGUGCUUAGGUAAGCUACGUUCGAAUCACUGGUGGUGGUUGGUUCACCCCUCAUGAGCUUGCGCUCUUCUCCCUCGCUGUGAUGUUAUUUUCCCUCUCGCUUUACUCCUCAUUCCCAGGUUUCUUUCAGCAGUACCAUCUCCUAACGCCCGUUUCCGCAACUCUAACAUCGCCAGUCAAUCCCUACUCUACAAUCGCCGUUCGUAAGAAGCGGUUUCUAUUUUCAUUUUUAUUUCAUUUUAUUAUAAUGUUCAUAUUCUUCCCCUUAAGUUCUUCCUCUUUAAGAUCA
Messenger RNA from Xiphophorus hellerii (green swordtail), 1218 nucleotides. RefSeq lists its product as uncharacterized. Gene Ontology annotation, molecular function: DNA binding. Lineage: Eukaryota; Metazoa; Chordata; Actinopteri; Cyprinodontiformes; Poeciliidae. Gene Ontology annotation, biological process: DNA integration; DNA recombination. The coding region runs from base 127 to 939 and encodes 270 amino acids. The transcript has 3 exons. The record is from RefSeq and is a predicted model, not a curated record.